This is a messenger RNA of Hypanus sabinus (Atlantic stingray), 1765 nucleotides long. Its product is annotated as cytochrome c oxidase assembly factor 3 homolog, mitochondrial. NCBI's taxonomy places the organism in Eukaryota, Metazoa, Chordata, Chondrichthyes, Myliobatiformes, Dasyatidae. Gene Ontology annotation, biological process: mitochondrial respiratory chain complex IV assembly. The transcript has 2 exons. The record is from RefSeq and is a predicted model, not a curated record. Gene Ontology annotation, cellular component: mitochondrial inner membrane. Bases 34 to 333 code for a protein of 99 amino acids.
UCCGCAUACGCAUCUCGUUGGUGAUUUAGAAACAUGGCGGAAGGAAAUUCACCGGGUGACGCGAAAUUUGCUAAGCGCAUCGACCCGAAGAAAGAUAACUUGACUAAAGAACAGCUUGAGUUUAUGCGAAAAGUAGAGCUGGCUCAGUGGCAGAAAAACGUUCAGAAGCGGCGCGGAAGGAAUGCGAUCACGGGCUUAGCUAUUGGAGCCGUCGUCUUGGGCAUCUAUGGAUACACUUUUUAUUCAGUAUCUCAGGAACGGUUUUUGGAUGACUUGGAAGAAGAGGCAAAAGGCGUUCGAGCAAGAAAUGCUUCCAGGACUUCAGCAAACUGAAACAAUUAGUUUAUGGAAUGUGUGUACAGUUUUUCCUUUGGAUUUGUGAAAGAAACUGAGCAAAUAUACAUCUAGCAAGGAAUUUAAAAUAUUAAAUAUGCUGAUCAUGAUGCACAUUUUUCAAAAUGCAUUGUUUGGCUGUUUUGGGCCUUGAUCUGGGAAUAAUAUUUUGUCAGUGCAGCUGAAAGAUCCAUGUCUAUAAUAGUGUGGUAUAAAAGUGGAAUGUAAACAUUUGUGAUAUCAAUAAACUGGGAACAUUGAUUGUAAAUUACAGUUUGCCAAACUGUACCCAAGAUUUUAAAACUUCUUUGAAUGUUCUAUGUUCUUUGUAUUUUAAGGUCCCAUGAAUUAGAAUCAGAAUUAAAUUUAAUAUCACCAACAUAUGUCAUAAAUGUUAACUUCACAGCAGCAGUACAAUGAAAUACAUGAUAAGUAUAGAGAAAAAAAACUGAGUUACAUGAAGUGUAUACAUGUCUGAUAAAUAGUUAAGUUAAAAUAAGUAGUGCAAAAUAACAAAUAAAAAAAGUAGUGAGUGAGUUAGUGUCCGUGGAUUCAAUCUCCAUUUAAGAAACAAAUGGCAGAGGGGAAGUAGUUGUUUCCAUCUUGCCGAGUUUGUGCCUGUAGGCUUCUGUACCUCCUCAAUGGUAACAAUUCCUUAAUGUUUAAAAUAAAUCUUUACAUAAUAAAAUCAAUCUUCAUUGAAAUUGUCAAACCAAACUACUUAGGGAUAUAUUGCAAGCAGUCUGUGAUAAAUAUCUUUAAACUAUUGUACAGAUACUGAAAUUGAGGAAGAGGAAAAUUAGUAACGAUUAAUAAUCUUCAUUUUUAAUGAUUUAAGCAAAGUUUAAUCAUUGGAGUUUAAGUUUUUAGCUUUAGGUUAAAGGAAGCUAUAGUCAUAUUCAGAUCUUUCUCAUGAAAGCUCAUUGACCUUAAGUGAUCAGUUUGUUUCAGUUGCCACAAAUCGUUCCAUACCCAUUGCCUUUUUAAAAUAUAAAAAAACAAAAUGUAGACCUGAUAUCUGUUUCCAAUUUAUCAGAAGUGAAGAUAUUAAUAUAUUUGAGGUGGAAAUAAAAGUUUGAUCUCAUAUCAGAAAAGGAUGGAAGAGCAUGUUUUUCAACUUGAAACAAGUUAAAGAUUUCCCUCAAUGAUGCUAAGCAGGCUCAGGUGAAAGGCAUAAUUAAAAUAGCAUCAGGAGGAACUGCUCUAUGCAGUUUUAAUUAUUGCAUGUUAUGGCCUUUAAAACAAGGUAGCUGGAACACCUAUACCCACUUAAGAAGUGGCUGCUGAUUGGAUAUUUAUGUUUGUGGGUUACUGCUCUGAAAAAUACUAUUCUUUCAUUUGCAUAUUAUAAAAUAUGUAACACUUACAAUUUAAUAGUUAUAUUUGUUGCUAACAAUUGCCUGUGCCUUUUAAAUACAAACUUAUAAUUGGA